Messenger RNA from Zingiber officinale, 1735 nucleotides. RefSeq names its product protein SCARECROW-like. NCBI's taxonomy places the organism in Eukaryota, Viridiplantae, Streptophyta, Magnoliopsida, Zingiberales, Zingiberaceae. The transcript has a single exon. The coding region runs from base 1 to 1341 and encodes 446 amino acids. Gene Ontology annotation, cellular component: nucleus. Gene Ontology annotation, molecular function: DNA-binding transcription factor activity; sequence-specific DNA binding. Gene Ontology annotation, biological process: regulation of DNA-templated transcription. The record is from RefSeq and is a predicted model, not a curated record.
AUGAGAGACGACGUAGUGCCGGUCCACGACGCCGCCCUCGGCUUGCUCCACCCUGGCGAUAACUGGUUCGCCUACCCCAUUGCAUUCCCCGCGCCGCCCGUCGUACCCUUCGCCCACCACCUGCUCGACGGCUGCUACGCGACCGUCUCAGACACUCCAGAGUUCAUCGACCUCGAAAGCGACGUCGGCUCCUUCGACAGCGCCAGGGAAGAGCGCGGGCUGAGCAUGAUCGCGCUUCUCUUGGACUGCGCGGUAGCGAUCUCUGCCGACAACUUGGUCGAGGCUAAUAGGAUUCUGCACGAGCUGAACCAGCUCGCGUCUCCUUACUCUGCUUCCUGCGCCGAGCGCGUGGUGGCUUAUUUCGCCAAGGCCUUGGCGUCCAGGGUGAUGAACUCGUGGACGGGCAUCUGCUCCCCGCUGAUGGUCCCCCACAAGGCCAUUCUUUCUUGCUUCGAGACCUUCGGCAACGCGUCGCCUUUCGUCAAGUUCGCGCACUUCACGGCCAACCAGGCCAUCUUGGAGGCGAUUCAGCGAACAGAUAGAGUGCACAUCGUAGACCUGGACAUCAUGCACGGCCUCCAGUGGCCGGCGCUUUUCCACAUCCUGGCAACGAGACCCGACGGCCCGCCGCACGUGCGGAUGACUGCGUUCGGCCCGUCGGCGGAGGGGAUCGGCAAGCGGCUCGCCAGCUUCGCUAGGAGGCUCGGGGUGCCGUUCGAGUUCGAGCCUGUGGCGAAGCGGCCGGGCGACGUGCACCCGUCGGAGAUCGUCGCCCGGCGGGGGCAGGGGGAGGAGCAAGCUGUGGCGGUGCACUGGCUGCAGCACGCGCUGUACGACGCCGCGGGGUCCGACCACAACACGAUGCGGCUGGUGGAGAUGCUGCGGCCUCGGGUGGUAACCCUGGUGGAGCAGGAGGCGUCUUCGGCGCGUGGGGGACCCUUCCUCGACCGCUUCAUGGGGGCGCUCCACUACUACUCGGUGAUGUUCGACGCGCUGGGGGAGUCACUGCCAACGGUGGACGACCUGGAGAGGCACAGAGUGGAGCAGGGGAUCCUGGGGCGGGAGAUCGACAACGUGGUGGCGGUGGGAGGGCCGGCGCGGAGCGGGGAGCAGAAGUUCGGAAGCUGGAGGGGGGAAUUGGCGCGGCGGGGGUUUGCGCAGCUGGCGAUGAGCAGGAACGCACUGGAGCAGGCGCAGAUGACACUUAACUUGUUCCCUUCUCCGUCUCCGCCGGGAUACACCAUCCUCCACGGCGAUGGGACGGCGAAGCUCGGGUGGAAGGGGACGGCGCUGUACACGGCGUCAGCGUGGACGGCCGAGACAGUGUAUUGUAAUGGAUAAUCUUGAAACUGCGCCACGCAAAUAGGUAAAAAAACACUGUAAAACACUUUGCUUUCUUCUUCCUGGCCAUGUGCAAUUGGUUCCUGGACUUUCUCCUACCUUGUCGGCAGCUUGUCAAUGGCCAGAGAAAUUGCUAACUGUUCUGGAAAUAUAAUCACACGUAAAGAAUGGAAGUAAGUAAAACUUUGAAGAAUCAAAACAAAAUUUCAUUUUGAUCCCGUUCAGAAACUUGAGAAAGUGGAAUCGUUGGUGAGGCGGUUGAAAUAUUGACUGGAUUGUCAUGAUCCAAAUGGAGAAAGGGGAAUCGUCAGAAGGUCUCCGAUCAAUGUUAUCUACAAACAACCAUGGGGGUAUCCCGGCCUAGCACUUCGAUCCUCCCAAAAAUAUAUAAGGA